UACAUUGUAUCACGUGACCCUUCACUAGAUUGAACUGCACUGCAUACCACGUGCAGCUAGCUAUAGCAGAACCCUGUCAGAAUGCCGUACCACUGCCGUUGAUCAGGAAUUGGACAAUCUUGGAAGAAAAACAACCAAGUCUUCCUGAACAACUUCCAAGUCUUUCUGAACACACAGCACAACCUCAGAUUCCAGAAUCCAAACAAUGCUGUUCUGCAUGUUUUAGAAGACGCUGGAUCAAUUCUCAAGCAAAAGUUUCACUUCACAUUACCUGCCAUUGUUCUGGCAUAGCACCUUCCUAGGCCAGCAGAUGUAUUUGUCGCUCACUGACUGACAGGAUAGUGAGGGGGAGGGUUCAAUGUCAGAGACACCCUUGAGGAUUUAUGCGUGUAUCAGCGAUUUGGAUAUCGUGAUUCCAACCGGCGGUCUGGUUACUGAUGUCAACCAGUGUAAUGUCACUUACCGUCAUCACCGCUACUCUAUGGUUCCUUACUCUGCUUGCCUUUGCUGGACUCCAAAUAGCCACCAGCACAACUGAUUAUAAAUAUUUCUUUAACUUCAUCCAAGGCAACUAUUCCUGCUCCUCAUCGGGUGCCGUCACCUCACCUGGGUUUCCCCUACGCCAUCCCACGUCAAGCUCACACAUUUAUUUCUACGAGCUGGAACAUUUAGGCCCCCAUGGCCGCAUCAAAGUGGUCUUCACUGAUUUCUUUUUAGACUCUGUCAACAAGUCGGUCAACAUGUGCAAUGAUGAACAGAAUUAUUUAAAGAUUAUCGACGGCAAGAAGUCCUCCCGCUACUGCAGCUUCAAGAGGCCCGCACCACACUUGUCGUCCACUCACAACCUCCGCUUUGAGUAUCAUCUGAACGGAAAGCAAAGACACCACGGCUACGGCGUGUUCAGUCUGAACUACUCCUUCAUCACGCUACAAGAGGCUGAAGAAUUUGAACGAGGGCUGAGAGGGGGAAGCUAUGUCCAGAACACAGCCUAUGAGGUAGCCAACAUUGGCCAUGUCUCCAUCAACAUCUUGAGAGCAAACACAGAGUGGGUUGACUACCUGUGGUAUCUCAGAGGUAGACCCGGUAACAGGCUACUGCUCAAUUUCUUAGCUGUAAGCAUUAAUGCGUCAGGUAGUUUGGAGGUUCGUGAUGGCAGCACUUCCCAAGCACCCCUUCUCCUCUUGGUACAAGGCAACAGCACUGAUGUCACAGAUGUCUUAUCAACCCAAGCAACAGUCUACGUUCAUUGGCAUGGACAUGUCAGUCAGUAUAAUAGACUCAGAUUUGUCUACUCCAAUGUGGCGCCUGAAGAACCGCAAGUAUCCUGAGGCAGUCUGAUUGGUGCUACGCCAGUCUCAUUUGAUCCUCACCUACAGCAUUUGGUGAACCAGUUUAGAUUCUUUUCAGGCCGGGGGCAGUUUAUGGAAUCCGAUUUCGGAAACUACCCAAUUAGCAUGUGUUUUCCCCAGCUUUGAGGGAUCCUGCAUACUGAAUUUCCUCCGGCUAUCCAAAGCUGGGAUCUAUAUGUACGGUUAGAAAGCUGUAUGUGGCACAGAUAAAGCAUUCUACAUGUUAGUGUGAUAAAGUAAAAAAAAUUGUCUAAAAUUAAUUUGACAAAUUCAAAGGUUGAGCACAAAGGGAACCUGUGAGAGUAGAAUGAUUAAGAAUCACUUACACUAGGUUACUGCCAUUUCUUUUCAAUUGAUUGCAAAGGUGUGUGGAUGGCUUCAAUUGUGUGUAAACCUGAAAAUGCCUACUGAAAUUAGAUCUUGUAUUCAAGACCAAAUGAAGUCUGUACACGAUCACUACAUGGCACUUUGUGACCAUUUUCAAAAGACUCAGGGCUGGACACACUGGGCAUGUUCAAAACCCGUUCUAGCGUUGAAUGAACAGGGUUUCGAAUGACAAGAACCAAAACACAAAACGCUGUUCGGGAACAGGAUUUUCACUCCCCACUUACUGGGGAGCAGAUGCAACUUGCAGGCUAUGUUUGUGCACAAAAUUGAAAGCAGCUAUGUAGGAGCAAUAAUGAUAAAAAAAAAAACUUGUACGUGACCAUAGAGUGUCUUUGGCAAUUUUCAUAGGUGUUCCAGGAUUUCAAUCGUUUUUGUAAGAUCAUUAAUUUUCCCUUCUUGUCAUUCGGGGAUUAAAUGUAGCAGCUGCCAUCUUGAAUUUUUGCCCAGCUGCACUCAUACACACUUGGGCUUUCGUAAUGGGCAACCCGAGAACACUGUUUGCGGAUCACUUGAGAUCUGUGCAUAUCUUGUGCAUUCUUGUGCAAAUUGCCUGAACUAUGCAAAACUAAUAUUAUUCUUAAUGUGCCCGAUGCCGUAGCAUAUUUGGGUAAGCAUCAGCCAUCCUCAGCAAAGCAUUAGAAUGAACCUCCCAGUGGUCUCUCCCAACUCUCUCUAUUUAACCAUUGAGGCCCGGUACUUGUGCAUGGAGUACAUUUAUUGCCCUUAAUCACGACAAUUCCGAGUUUAAAUAUGGGCAUGUAUAUAAACUAGUAAUUCACACAGGUAAUCAAGCAGCUAUCAAAUGGUACAAUGAGCAACUGGAACGAUGAACAGCCGUGUGGCUGACCCUGAUCCCUCAUUAAUGUAAUGUAAUAUGUGUAUUAUAUGUAGUAGUUUGUUUUUUACCUGUAAUUAUUGGAUUUAUAAGUUUGUGGUAACUACAUUGCAUUUUUACAUCUUUUUAAUUAAUGAUUGUAUGUUUUUAUAACCCACUCUUUGUCAAGGCCAUUUUAAUUUCCCUCCUGAGGGAUAAUAAAGUUCAAUCUUAUCUUA
This is a messenger RNA of Patiria miniata (bat star), 2789 nucleotides long. RefSeq lists its product as uncharacterized. The transcript has 9 exons. Bases 438 to 1328 code for a protein of 296 amino acids. Lineage: Eukaryota; Metazoa; Echinodermata; Asteroidea; Valvatida; Asterinidae. The record is from RefSeq and is a predicted model, not a curated record. Gene Ontology annotation, biological process: negative regulation of inflammatory response.